This is a messenger RNA of Oppiella nova, 573 nucleotides long. The record is from the annotation of a GenBank genome assembly. Lineage: Eukaryota; Metazoa; Arthropoda; Arachnida; Sarcoptiformes; Oppiidae.
AUGCCUACUAUGGGUUUGGACUCAAUAGUGUAUUUGUUAUACGAGUAUUGGAUCGACACCACCGAUGAACAUAUUAAAGAAUAUCCACUUAUUGGCGGAGGACCUGGUUUAUUUAUAUUAAUUAUGUUAUCAUGGUUAUUGUUUGUCACUAAAUUGGGUUCAAAUUUUAUGAGAAAUCGCAAGCCAUUUGUAUUGCGGGAAAUAAUGAUAGCAUAUAACUUGAGUAUGGACGCAAGUCAUGAAACCCAAGACUACCCCCGAGUAACCAAUGGUCCCAUAAAGCCAUCCAAGAGUUGCCCGAAAAAGUUGUUUACGGAUAUUCAAAUUCCUUUAAUGGGUUACCUUGUGGUUAAACAAUGCCCGCAAACAUUUGUUGUGGAAAUGUUUUGUUUUCUUAACUCCAGUGUCCAUGUGAUUAUGUAUUCAUAUUAUCUAUUGUCGGCAUUUGGACCCCAAAUACAGUCCUAUUUAUGGUGGAAGCGAUAUAUCACACGAUUGCAGUUAAUACAAUUUGCUUUGCUUAUUGUCUAUGCCUUUUAUUGUGGCAUAGAUAAUUAUGAUAAAUAUGAAUAA